UUGGCCUUCUUCCGUUUUAUAGAUUUUAGUACCUUAUGGAGAUCUUACUGCGUUAUUACCAUCUCAUAUUUGAUUUAAAAUGGAUCUUUUUACUGAUUCCUUACACGUUUUGCACUUCAUUUCUUGCUAAAUUUUGAAAUUGGUUUUAGGACCUAAACAAAAUUUUAGGGCUUUACAGUUUUUCAUCCAAGGUUUGAUUCUUUAUGUCAGGAAACUUUCCAAUCACAUGUUUUUUUCACGCUACAGGUAGCAGAUUCGUUUAAGGGUUUGUUGAAGGUUCGAUCAUUAACCCUUCCAGCUAUGGUUUGUAUGACUGCAUGACGUGAUUUUAAUUUUGUACAUAACAAUAUAUUAUCGGAGAAGAGCGUGUUUGUUUCAUAUCGGCGAGAGAAAAACAGUAGACAGGUGAGUAGGGGGAUCUGGGAGCUUGGUAAUUUAGUUGUGGUUUUGUGUUUUCUGAAUCUUUAGUAAGACUGUUGUGUAGUGGUUAAAUGGAGCAAGGUUUAGGUUCAAAUUCAAAUCCAUCACUGGGGUCAAUUGAUAAAUCUAGGGUUUUAGAUUUGAGGCCAUUGAGAUGUCUUGUACCAGUUUUCCCAAACCCUCCUGACAUGUCUUCAGUUAUGACCCCCCAGCCCUCACCCUUUGUAUGCACUCCACCAACUGGUCCUUUUCCACCUGGGAUCCAUCCGUUUUAUCCAUUUUUUAUUCCAAAUGAUUCUCAACAGAAUCCACACCCAAACACAUCUGGUGCAUCAAAUCAGCCGGGGAAUCAUGCUUUCGGUAAUUCCAUACCUGCUCCUAUUCCAUUGAAUUCAUUUAGAACACCAACGCCCCAAGCAAAUGGGGGCACUCGGCAGUCUGGGAGGGGCUCCAGAGGUCGUAUAUCAGAACCUGUAGUUGCAGAUGAUGAUGAUUAUAAUGACUCGCAGAAUCAGAGUGGCCAGCAUGUGAGCGGAUUUAGUGUGCAUGUAACUGACACAGAGGAUGCCGGUAAUACUCGGAAACGAAGGGGCCGUCCAAGGAAGAGCAAUCCGGGUGAGAGCAGGGAUGAGCAUGAAGAUAGCUCUGAUGUUGAAUCACUGGUUAAUAGAUUCUUAACAUCGUUUAAGCUUAAGAACUUUGAUGAUGUUAGAAGAGCUAAUGGUGACAAGGAGAUAGUCAAUAACAUACUGUUAGUGUUUGAUUUGUUACGGAAAAGGUUUACCCAACUUGAAGAAGUGAAGGAUAAGUCUCCUGGGAUUACUAGACGUCCAGACCUGAAAGCCGCUUCACUCUUGAUGACUAACGGUGUUCGAACAAAUAACACAAAGAGGAUUGGGCAUCUGCCUGGGGUAGAGGUUGGUGAUAUCUUCUUUUUCAGGAUGGAGCUUUGCAUCGUUGGAUUACAUGCUCCAAGUAUGGCUGGAAUAGAUUAUAUGAAUGUGAAAAUUACUGUGGAUGAAGAACCUGUUGCUGUAAGCAUUGUUUCAUCUGGAGGAUAUGAUGAUCUGGGAGAUGAUGGGGAUAUCUUGAUUUACAGUGGCCAGGGUGGAGUGCAGAGAAGAGAUAAACAAAUGUUUGAUCAGAAACUUGAAAGGGGAAAUCUGGCUCUAGAAAAGAGUUUGCAUCGUGCAAAUGAGGUGAGAGUCAUCCGAGGCAUAAAGGAUAUUGCCGCUUCAACUGGGAAGAUAUAUGUUUAUGAUGGCCUGUACAAAAUUCAGGAGUCAUGGGCAGAGAAAAACAAUUCUGGAUGCAAUGUUUUUAAGUACAAGUUGGUUAGAGUACCUGGGCAACCUGAAGCUUUCAAUUUGUGGAAAUCAAUUCGGCAGUGGAAGGACGGAACUGCUCCGAGGAGUGGGGUCAUCCUUCCUGAUUUGACUUCAGGAGCAGAGCCUUUACCUGUCACUCUUGUGAAUGAUGUUGAUGAUGAAAAGGGACCUGCUUAUUUCACAUAUAUUCGUAAUCUCAAGUACUCCAAACCUUUUUCUACACCCAAGUCUUUUUCGGGAUGUCAAUGCACUGGUGGAUGCCAACCUGGUCAUACCAGCUGCCCAUGCAGUCAAAGAAACGAGGGAUAUCUCCCUUAUUCAUCUCUUGGAGUUCUUCUGACUGACAAACCCUUUGUAUAUGAAUGUGGAGUGGCCUGCGCUUGUCCUCCAAACUGCCGGAACAGAAUGUCUCAGGCUGGUCUGAAAGUCCGUUUGGAGAUCUUUAAGACAAAUGACAGGGGUUGGGGACUUAGAUCUUGGGAUCCCAUUCGUGCUGGAGGUUUUAUCUGUGAGUAUGCAGGUGAUGCCAUAGAUACGUCUACAUUAGGUGAUUUUGGGAAUGAAAAGGAAGAUAAUUACACUUUUGAUGCUACUCGUUUCUAUGAGCGGUUGGAAGCUGUGCAUGAUGAUUCUAAUGGUUCUAUGAAAUUCCCCUUUCCCCUUGUUAUAAGUGCAAAAAAUAAUGGCAAUGGAGCUCGAUUCAUGAAUCAUAGUUGCUCACCAAAUGUGUUCUGGAAGCCAAUUUUACGUGAAAGUACUAAUGAGUCAUACCUCCAUAUUGCUUUCUUUGCAAUCCGACAUAUUCCUCCCAUGCAAGAGCUGACGUUUGAUUAUGGGAUGGUUCAACCUGAGAAAGGAGACCAUGGAAGAAAAAAGUGCUUGUGUGGAUCUGUGAAAUGCAAAGGGUACUUCUAUUGAUGACACCUGGUGAAAAAUAGAUCAUUGUGCAUGAGGCCAGUGGGGAAGUAUCUUUCAAGUGUAGAAGUUAUACAAUAAAUCUGCUGACCGAUCAAAAAUGCUUCUGCAAACUCACCAGGCUUGAUAACGUCGGCAAGAAAUUGUAGUUUCGUACCUGUCAGGUGAUUGUUUUACAUUAUUAACAAUCAAGGUUUCAUAGCCAAGCUGCUUCCAUUUUCACUCAGUUCACCAGAUGUUGAUGGUAGGGAAAGAGCUAGCCUUAAACUGUAAUGUCUUAUGUUGUAGGUAUGCAAAUGGACCAGAAUGUUUUUUCAACUGUAGCAAUUGAUCCACCGUCAAGCUUGUAGUUUAACUGAAGUUCCUUUUUUUUAUUGGGAAUGUAACAAAGUUGUUUUGUAAUCAUGUUAAGUUUUAGAUUGUAGCUUGGAACUCGUUGAGGUUGGAUUCUUGAUUGUUAUAUUUUGUUUAUAGCUUUGAUUACGAAGAUGAGAUUUUUUUA
Messenger RNA from Olea europaea var. sylvestris, 3165 nucleotides. RefSeq names its product histone-lysine N-methyltransferase, H3 lysine-9 specific SUVH1-like. Bases 492 to 2666 code for a protein of 724 amino acids. Gene Ontology annotation, molecular function: histone methyltransferase activity; zinc ion binding; protein binding. The transcript is spliced from 2 exons. NCBI's taxonomy places the organism in Eukaryota, Viridiplantae, Streptophyta, Magnoliopsida, Lamiales, Oleaceae. Gene Ontology annotation, cellular component: nucleus. The record is from RefSeq and is a predicted model, not a curated record.